Messenger RNA from Gossypium raimondii (Peruvian cotton), 1719 nucleotides. Its product is annotated as UDP-glycosyltransferase 73D1. Gene Ontology annotation, molecular function: UDP-glycosyltransferase activity. The record is from RefSeq and is a predicted model, not a curated record. Bases 61 to 1527 code for a protein of 488 amino acids. NCBI's taxonomy places the organism in Eukaryota, Viridiplantae, Streptophyta, Magnoliopsida, Malvales, Malvaceae. The transcript has a single exon.
UAUUAAGAACAAAAUUUAGGUGACCAACUCGACUGGCCAAAGUUGGAAUUGUUCGUCUCAAUGGCCGAGCAACUACACUUCGUGUUGAUCCCGCUCAUGGCGCAAGGUCAUAUGAUUCCUAUGAUUGACUUGGCCAAGCUUCUUGCAGAACGAAGGGUGAUGGUAAGCUUAAUCACUACGCCCCACAAUGCGUCCAGGUUCGACUCGGUCAUCCAACGAGCUACCCAAUCAGGGCUUCAGAUCCAAGUAGUGAAAAUCCCAUUUCCAUGCCGGGAAGUCGGACUCCCUGUGGGAUGCGAGAACCUUGACACUUUGUCUUCCAGGGAUCUAUUGAAAAGGUUCUACAAUGCACUCGGAAUGUUGCAAGAACCAUUGGAACGAUUCCUGGAGCAACAAAAGCCGCUUCCCAGCUGCAUAAUAUCAGAUAAGUGUCUUUCCUGGACCUCCAAAACUGCUGAAAGGUUUAACGUUCCCAGGAUUGUUUUCCAUGGGAUGGGCUGUUUUUCAUUGCUGUGCUCUCACAAUGUGAAGCUUCACAAGGCUCAUCUUUCGGUUGCUUCGGAUACGGAACCGUUCGUGGUGCCGGGAUUGCCACAAAUGGUGGAGAUAACAAGGGCUCAACUUCCUGGAGCAUUUGUUAGUCUGCCAGACCUGGACGAUGUUCGGAACAAGAUGCAAGAGGCCGAAAUGAGUGCUUUCGGUGUUGUCAUAAACAGCUUCAAUGAACUAGAGCAAGGGUGCGUGGAAGAGUACCAGAAGGCUAUAAAAAAAAAGGUUUGGACCAUUGGACCGGUUUCUUUAUGCAACAGGAUAAACUUGGACAAAUUUGAAAGAGGAAACAAAGCAUCGAUCAAGGAACAAAAAUGCAUGAAAUGGCUCGACUCGAAGGAACCAAGGUCAGUUAUUUACGCUUGCCUGGGUAGCCUAUGCCGUCUAGUUCCAGCACAACUGAUAGAACUGGGGUUAGGUCUAGAAGCAUCACAACAACCAUUCAUUUGGGUAGUCAAAACAAGCGAUGAAAGAGCUGAGGAGCUAGAGAAGUGGUUUUCAGAGCAGAAAUAUGAGGAGAGGAUCAAAGGGAGGGGGCUUUUGAUCAAGGGUUGGGCUCCACAAGUUCUUAUUUUAUCCCACCCUGCAGUAGGAGGGUUCAUAACUCACUGUGGUUGGAAUUCAACCAUAGAAUCUGUAUGCUCCGGGGUGCCAAUGAUAACAUGGCCUCAAUUCUCGGAACAAUUCUUUAACGAAAAACUCAUCGUCCAAAUUCUGAAGAUCGGAGUUGGGGUUGGGGUUGAAGUCUCCGUUAGAUGGGGUGAAGAAGAGAAACUGGGGGUGUUGGUGAAGAAACAUCAAGUUGAGAAAGCCAUAGAUAUGUUGAUGGAUGGAGGUGAAGAAGGCGAAAACAGAAGAGUUCGAGCACGAGAGCUUGCUGAAAUUGCAAGGAAGUCUCUGGAAAACGGUGGAUCAUCCUACUGCAACAUGUCACUCUUAGUAAGAGACAUAUUGGAGGAAAUCACUAAGUCUCCGUAACACCCUCCAUCUGCAGGUUUAAUUUAAACGUUCGUAAACCAUUACAAAAAGUUGGAUUUCCUCUUUUCUUUUCUCUCGGAAGGCCUUUGAAUGUAUAAUUGCGAGUAACCUCUAAACAAUUUCUAUUUUAAUACCUUCAUUAUUGUUCAAGUAAUCUUCUUGUCUAUGUAAGUUCAAGUGAACUUCAAAUCA